CACUCAUCGACUUGUGGCGCCACGGAGAGAUGCCAGUGCGACGCUCCCAUCGGGUUUGGCCUUUCGUGGCCAUGGCCUUGCUGUUCCGCAUGCAGCUGGUCAACUUCUGUGGCACGCCUUCCCCCCAUCGCCGAUUGAACACAGCUCUGAACUGGUGGCGGCGCAAGUCGGAGGAGCCAUCGCCGGAGCCAGUGCCAAUCACUCCUGUGUCAAAUGUGGACAUUAGCAGCAUGGACAUUCGUUCAGUGUCUUGCUGGCUUGCGACUUUGGACUUGGAGCAGUACGUCCCAAAUUUUGAAGCUGCAUCGGUUAAUGGGCUAAUGCUCCAAGACUUGACUGAUGAGGAUCUCGAAGUUGUCGGCGUGGACCAACCCUUCCAUCGCAAGAAGAUUCUUACGCACCGCAAUGUUUUGGUUGAGAAAGGUUUUGAGACAUUAUCAUUCCCUGAGCGGUGGCACUUGGAUCGUGUGUGCGAGGCCUCCAAGGUCAAUGAUCCAGUUCUUGAGCCGCAACUAUUUGCCGAAGAAGUUUUGACGAAGAUGAAGCUGCAAGGAAUGGAAAUCGGAUCUCACCAAGAAGCCGAAGCAUUGGUCAAAUCACUGGAUACUCUCGUUGUUGACCUGUUGGAACAAAAUGUCUACUUGGACACCCUUGAAGCUAUCAAUUUGUACACUAGGAGCCAGACAGCCCAAGCUGGUCUUGGGUCCGAUGGGUCUGGCUCUGUCAGGCAAGACAUCCAGGAAGAUCAGCUCCAAAUCCUUGCAGCAGCAAAUUCACUUCAGGAAGGGAUCUCUGCGACCCAAUCCAACAUCAAGCAGUUGGCAGUUGCCAUGCUGAUGUAUUGCAAGUCAGUCACACCAAGCAAGAUGAGUGACUCAGACAAAGAUGCCGCCAGAUCGCGACUGGAAGAAACUCUGCAAACCUGGAAAGACAAGAUGCUGGACCAGGGAAAGAAAGCUUCGAUUUGCAAUCAGGGUUUUGUGCGGCGGACUGCAGCUCGCAUUAUGUCGCAACUGCCAGGAGGGGCUGCUGUAAGAUCCAACCUGGAAGAAUUUUCCAAGUUGAGAGAGGAGAAGGAACAAGAAGCCGAGAAGUGCAAGCGGAUUUAUGACCUCGCAGAUCCCGAGUUGCAGCUAGCCUUAAAGGCCAGAAAGGAUGGUGGACUAAAGAAAAUGAUACAAUUUGAAGAAGAAAAGCUUCGCAGACUUGAGAAGCGCCAAGACAGUCUGCUAGAGAAAAAAGGGAAACUUGAGAAGCUCAAGGAGGAUUAUCGAGUGUUUCGGUCACAGCAGCGAAAUGAAACGAAGAACAUUCGUGACUGGCACAUCAAGCGUUGGUGGAGAUCCAUGUGGAAAGAAGAGAUGGAGGUUUACGAAAACCAGGUGACAAAAGAUGAAGAGCACCGGCAGGCAGAUGAGCGAGAUCUUGAUCGGAAGUUGGAAAAGAUUGAUGAUGAGCUGAUUGACAUCUCUGACAAAAAGGAAAAACUGCGGGACGACAUUGAAGAAUUGAAGGUCAAAGAUUCACAAGAGUUCUGGACAAGCAAGCUUUCCGCGGAAGGCCUGCUUGCAGCAGAGGCAGAAGUGAAACGAAAAGAUGAGAAGUUGAAAUUCAUUCAGGAACAGCUGCUCGAAGCUAUGAAGAAGACAGGAGUAGCUAAUCCGGAGCUGGCUGCAGACCUUAUUACCCAGCAUGAAAGGUCUAGCAUCCUUCUCUCAGAGACGAGCAAGAAAUCCAAAGUGGUAGCCCAGGGUAUGCAAGAGAUCAUAUCACAGGUAGAGAUGACAAUCCAUGACUCCAGCAAUGUCAUGGAGCAGGUUGCCAGUGCAUUGCUUAUUAUUCAUGACGAACAUCAAGAACAGAUGCGCAGGCUCAAGAAGUCCAAGCCGCAAGUCUUGAAGAAUGUAUGGGAGUCGAAGGCCGUGUUCUUGGCUCCACUGGCUCCGGAAUCUCCGGCUUCCCUCAACAGAACGGCAUGAAAUAGGCCAAGUUUCUGCGUGUCUGUGGUACGGACACGCGGACUCGUGGCUCUCAAAGCAGGCAUUGUGUUGCCUGAAUACAGGAUAAUACAGGAACAUUUUAAGAUUUUAUCGGGAACAGCCAAGAUGCCCAGCUUCCCGUGAGAAUUCCAGCUCCUCUGCUGCUCAACCGGUUUUGUUUAAGUUUAAAUCUCGUUGGAUAGCCUGGCACUUGG
Molecule: messenger RNA, 2194 nt
Organism: Cladocopium goreaui
Lineage: Eukaryota; Dinophyceae; Suessiales; Symbiodiniaceae
Source: the annotation of a GenBank genome assembly